Molecule: messenger RNA, 895 nt
Organism: Lactuca sativa (garden lettuce)
Lineage: Eukaryota; Viridiplantae; Streptophyta; Magnoliopsida; Asterales; Asteraceae
Product: putative calcium-binding protein CML36
Molecular function (GO): calcium ion binding
Source: RefSeq, a predicted model, not a curated record
AGUCCUACUACGGCUCCAACGAAGCUUCCUCGAAGGUCACUAUGGCUCUCCUCUCAUUCCUCCAUAUAACAACCACCAUCUUCCUCCCUCCUUCCAUCAAGAAUCCCCAUUAUCAUCAAAUCCCCUCUGCAUCCUCUCCCUCUUUCCAAUCAUGAAACUCUCCGGAAGAAUCAACCCCAAGAACAUCUUCAGAUCCAAAAAACGCAGCACAGUAUCCAGAUCGGAGUCAUCGUCUUUCAGUUCCUCCAUUACCACUACAUCAGGCUCCCCGGAGCCCAGCCACCACCACAAGUCAAAAUCAAACGGCCUUGCGACACCAACCAGCGUCUUACCGACCCACUCACAUGAAGUAUCAUCCGACGAGUGGUCGGAGAUCUCAGCCGAUAUACAGUUUGAGCUUGUACAGGCGUUCCGGAUCAUGGACACCGACGGCGACGGAAGAAUAACAAGAGCGGAGUUGGAGGCUCUGUUGAGCCGGAUCGGAGGUGCUGAGCCUGUUACACCGGAGGAAGUUAGCCUCAUGCUUAACGAAAUCGACAGAGACGGCGACGGAAGCAUUAGUCUUGAGGAGUUCGGCGUUAUAAGCUCUGCGUUCGGACCACCGUCGUGUGACGACGAGUUGAGAGGUGCUUUUGAGUUUUUUGACACGGAUCACGACGGGAUGAUCACGGCGGAUGAGUUGUUUGCGGUGUUUAAGUCGAUCGGCGACGGACAGUGCACAUUAGAGGAUUGCAGGCGUAUGAUAAGUAGCGUGGACAAGAAUGGAGAUGGAUUCGUCUGCUUCGAGGAUUUCACGCGUAUGAUGGAGCAACAAAGAUAGAAGACAGAAAAACAUACUGUAACUGCUAGAUCUUCUGAAAGAUUCUAAUAUUAAAUCGAAAAUCAAAUUCUUGAA